UUCAACACUCAAUGCCAUUUUCGUUUUAUGCAAUGUUUGACGGGUCCCGUUUUAGCAAGGCAUAAGGUGAACUGUAGCGAUUGUGUUACGCGCUGAAGCGGAGUUCCUAAGGUGCUUCACGAUAUGUCCGGAAGAUGAGGGUGUGAGUGAAACAAAUCCAUGAACAAUAGGAUAGAGAGCUUGAUACUGUCUGUUGUGAAUGUGAUGACACCUUAGACAUUUUACAGAUCGUCAUUCGGUUAUCAGGAAGGAAAGCAGAAAUGGCUGACGCCAAUGAGAAACAGAUGCGCUACAGAAGGAUGAUUCUCAAUCUGAGCAAUAUGAUCAGGCCAGAGGAAGUCCAGUCGAUGAAAUUUUUGUGUAAAGAUUUCAUCAAAGCAGGACAAAGAGACAAAAUAAAAGAUUUUCUGGAAUUGAUUACAAUUUUGGAGGAAAGAAAGGAAAUAUCUUCAGAAAAGAUUGAAUUUUUGAAUUAUCUGUUGGAAAAUGCCACGAAGGGUCGAAGAGAUGUGUUUGAUGCAGUUCACGAGUACCAGCCACGGGAUGAGACUGUGGAUGCCAUUCCUGAAUAUCCUGCACAGAGAGAUUACACAAAUCCAGAACUGAGGCAGCCAAUCGAACUCCUGAAGCGUAAACUAGGACGAGACUGGCGGUUCUUUGUAAGGAACUUAGGUGUGGAUGAUUUUGAUAUUGACAAUCUUGCGGAUGCGUAUCCGCGGGAUGUGAAAGAACAGAUCCACAGAGCUAUAAAAAUAUAUUUGAAUGAAAAGAGGGAAAGAUCAUCGAAACAGGACCUUAUUGACGCCUGUAAAAAGGUCAAAAGAAUGGACCUUGCAAGGAAACUGGAAGCUGAUGAUUAUAAUUGAUUCCAAACUGCUAAAACUGGUGAAACUGAGCUCAAGCAUCUCAUUUCUCAAAAAAUGGCAUGGAAUGGGAAUUUUUAAAAUUCUUUUGUUAUAUCUAAGUAGUGUAGUGUUUGCUUCCUUUGAACAUGUGAAAUGAAGUUGUCAAGUGAAUGAGUGGGAGCUCAUUCACAGCUUUUAUGCAUCCAGACAAGUUAUUCUGAGUUUUGUAUCUCAAUAAAUGAAGUUAUAUAAUUAGUUCUGAAUGUAAAUAAGAAGGCCAAUAUCAUGAUAUUGUGUAUAUUUGUUUACACCCAGCUAUUUCAGAACAUUAUGACACAUACUGCAGAAUCAGAUGAAUUGAUCCAGGCUAUGAAGAUUCAAUACAAUACCACAGUUGUUCAAACUGGUUAUAAAUACUAUUAACCCAGUAUUCUGUGUUAUAAUUCACACUGUUAAGUUCAUGAGAUGUCUGAUGACCUCAUGGGUGUAUAUUUUCCAAGGGGUGGGGGACAGUAUGUACAAAAACAAUCAAUAAAAAUGUUGAAACACCA
Molecule: messenger RNA, 1396 nt
Organism: Haliotis rubra (blacklip abalone)
Lineage: Eukaryota; Metazoa; Mollusca; Gastropoda; Lepetellida; Haliotidae
Product: FAS-associated death domain protein-like
Exons: 4
Coding region: 261-866 (201 amino acids)
Biological process (GO): regulation of apoptotic process; signal transduction
Molecular function (GO): protein binding
Source: RefSeq, a predicted model, not a curated record